This is a messenger RNA of Somion occarium, 1548 nucleotides long. The record is from the annotation of a GenBank genome assembly. Lineage: Eukaryota; Fungi; Basidiomycota; Agaricomycetes; Polyporales; Cerrenaceae.
GAAUGGACAUGGCUUGUGCAGCAGUCCCAACGAUGUAUUUAUACCCCCAACCCCUCUCAUCGUUUUCCCUCCCUGCGCGGGCCCCCUUCGUCGUCGUCCCUGUCGUCGUCGUUGUGCUCGUUUUCAAGGUUGCUCGAGUUGAGCAUUGGUCUUUCCGUUGAAAGAGAGCAGGAAUCAUGUCAAAUAAAAUAGUGCCCUCCGUGUAUCGUGCCGUCAUUGACGAUGUCAUUGCCAAUAUAAAACCCGAGUUCGAUGAAUUUGGCAUUGGCGAGGACGUUCUCGCCGAAUUGCAGCAUAAAUGGGAGGCCAAGGUGAUCCAGUCGCAUGUAGCAGACUUCGAACCCCCUCCCCCAGCUCCUCAGCAGACGGCUCCGCCGCCUCCCCAUCCGUCUGUGCCUCAACAUCCAGCAUACCCACCGCAUCCAAUGCAUAUGCAGCAUCACUAUCCUCCGCAUGCAGCAUACAACCUUCAACCACCCCCCGGUCCUCACAUUCCUGUCCAUACACCUGUGCACGUCAAGGCAGAACCUGUAGACCCGAGGUAUCUGCUGAAUUCGAGCAUGCAGCAGCAUCCAUAUGGCCUCCCAUCUCUUGCAGGUCCGCAGCUAGGGAGACCUAAUGUAGCGCCGACGUACCCCUCUCCAGGGACACCUCAAGCACGACCAUCCAGUACUGGUCCCGCACCACCUGCUCCUACUGCCCGUUAUCCAAAUGGCGUCCCUCAGCCACCUCAGCAGUCUUCAACUCCAUCCAUACCUACACCCCCUGCGCCAACUCGUAUACCUCAGGUAGACGGGCCGUCUUCGUCAUCAUCAGAAUCAUCCUCGUCGCCACCGAGUUAUGCACCUAGGGCGAACCACCCAUCAUUACCUCAACCCGCUGGUUCACCUGCCAAUGGCGAACAGAAAGUUAACGACGAUGAGGAAGCGAUCAAUAGUGAUUUGGACGAUUCAGAUUCAGAUAACGAGCGAGAUAUCGAGUCUGGCGGAGGGGCUGAUACGGAUAUCGUCUUCUGUACUUAUGACAAGGUUGCGAGAGUGAAGAACAAGUGGAAGUGCAUCCUCAAAGACGGUAUGAUCCACGUGAACGGGCGUGAUUACCUUUUCGCCAAGUGCACAGGUGAAUUCGAAUGGUAAUCACCACCGUGCUCUCAGCAUUACAUCCAUCAUAUUCUUCGGUCCUGGGUAUAUAUAUCUUCCGACGCUUCAAUUAAGGUUCCUCAACUUACUCUCAGUCUUGGAUCAACUCGCUCACUCAAUGGCAAAUCUCCUCGCACGCUCUGUAUUUAGAUAAAAUCCUCAAGAAAUUUCAUCUCAUCAGUUUCGACCCUCUUACGGUUCCCAAUGCUCCUCAUCGCCUUGUCACGUCACCAUAUAUCGAUCAUGCAUCAUCCAUCUUCCAUGUGUUAUUCCAUAUACAUUACUCAUUGUCAUAUCCAUCCAUUAGCUCGUAGUACACCGUCGCCCUGAUUUAGUAUCCGUCGCAUCCCACUGCGUAUACAUAUAUUGUUUACCUUUUGCGCCGACGUCCUUGAUGUCGUACCUCGAU